AUGCCAGGAGAAGAAAGAAAUAAGACGGACAUGCUAGGACGUAGUAGCCGACUAUUUGAAAAAAUUCCCAAAUUUGACGAACAAAUAGAUAACCUAGAUUCUUAUAUACGUAGAUUUGAGACCAUAGCGAUAUCCACAGACACCCGACAGGAACUUUGGGGACCGCAACUACUGACAUUAAUAGGGGGUAAAGGGCUAGAUGCAUGUCAGACCCUGACUGAAUCAGGCAUGAAAGAUUAUAAGACAUUAAAAAAGACUUUACUGGAAUUCUACGACUUUACAGAAGACGGUUACAGACGAAGAUACUACGCUACGAAACCCAAAGACGGACAGGAUUUUAAAGUUUUUGUUAAUGAUCUGACAACGACAUUCGAUAAAUGGUUUGACGCGACCGGUCUAGACAAAACUUUUAGUAAGCUCAAAGAGUUCCUCUUAAUAGACAGAGUACUAACUUUGUGUGACGGACAAUUAUUUGGAUUUAUACAAGAAAGACAACCCCGAGAUCUCAAAAGUUUGACAGAACUGUGGCAAAGGUAUAUGGCUGCUCAUCCGGACAAACGAGUAACUUGCCAGACUGAGCAACCUGACAUUGUAUUUGCCACUAGAAAUGUAUCGAAUAUACAAGUGGGGCAGCGUUCUCGACCCACACUUAGGCAACAGAAUGAUGGCAUGAGGCCUAGGAGUCUGUCCACUAUAGAAUCAAGGCGCUGUUUUGAAUGUGGCACGUACGGACAUAUAGCCAGAAACUGUAACAAUAGUCGACAGAGAAAUAGGGGAGGAAGAGGAGGCCUGCAUCAACAAGCGGGGUACAGAUCAGAUUACAAUAACAGAGCCUAUGUUGCAGUGCUUAACAAGGGUGAUGGGGAAGUUACUUGUUUCACUACGCUUGUAGGAGAGAAGAGAGCCUUGACUAUCAGGGAUACGGGAGCAACACUAAUCGCAGUCAGAGAUACAUUUGUCGAGAAAGACCAAUAUACAGGGACCUGGAAGCAGGUUGAGGUCUUUGGAGGACAAAGGUACAGCUGGCCGGUGGCUAAAGUGAUUGUAAAUACACCGUAUGUGAAAGGAGAGGUGAUGGCUGUAGUUUUUAAAGAUGGCCCAUAUGAUUUGAUCAUAGGUAACAUACAUUCACGAAUGCCACAUUUGGGAAAAGGUGAAAUCAACAAAUGGUGCAGAGAAGAAGUCCUAUUAAUGGAGACCAGACAACAAGCUAGACAAAGACAGAGAGAGGAGACUGAAGCAAAAACUUUGAUUAGUGACCACGGCAUAAUGGAGAACGCAACAGAUAUGUCUCUAGAAGAAAAUGGCAGUGUGAUUCGGGAGUCUCAUAGUGAGAGUCAAAUGUGGUCGCCAGAGGAGUUUCAAGAAGGGCAGAGGUCCGAUCCGUCACUAGAGAAAAUAUUUAAAUUUGCCAAAGAGAAAUCCGUGGUGAAGUCGAAAACAACGGAACAUUCGUUUCUGAUAAAAAACAACACGUUGGUACGGAAAUAUACAGAUACAAAGGGGGAGCUAAUACAGCUUGUGGCGCCACAAAAAUAUAGACCCCAAAUUUUGCAUCAAGCCCAUGACUUGUCAGUCGCAGGUCAUUUGGGUAUAUUAAAGACAAAACAAAGAAUCCAGACAGCCUUCUACUGGCCCAAUAUGACUAAGGAUGUAACAAAUUAUGUUAGGUCAUGUCAGGUUUGUAUGCUUAAAGACAAACGACCACCAAGACAGGCUCCAUUACAGCGAACAGAUCUAGCGGAGAAACCCUUUGAGAAAAUAGCCAUUGAUAUAGUGGGACCAAUGAACCCAAUGUCAGCCAGGGGCCAUCGAUACAUUCUCACAGUAGUUGAUCUCGCUACCAGGUGGCCAGAAGCUAUUCCUCUGAAGUCCACAACUGCUGAUGAUAUCACGUCGGCAUUGAUUAUGUUGUUCGCUAGAACGGGGCUCCCAGAUACCAUUCUAUCAGACAGAGGACCCCAGUUCGUAGCAGAACUAACCAAGCAAAUAACUGGCACACUAGGAAUUCAUCAAGUAUUUACCUCACCAUAUUGCCCUCAGAGCAAUGGGGUCUGUGAAAGACUGAAUGGAACAAUCAAAAGUAUACUGAGUAAGGUGUCGUCCGAGAAACCAGAAAACUGGGAUCUACUUCUUCCUUGCGUUUUGUUUGCGUAUCGAGAAAUACCGCAAACUUCCACAGGAUUUUCACCCUUUGAGCUAGUAUAUGGAGCAAAGCCUAGGGGCCCUAUAGACAUUCUGAAAACUUUGGUGUACAAACAGAACAUUGACCCCGACAGCCGCACCACGUACGAGAAAGUGAUAGAUCUCCGAAGCAGAAUCGUCACUGCAUGUCAGGCAGCGAGAGCGGCCCUAGAAGAAAGGGGGGAACUAGUUAGACAAAGAGUCAACAGAGGUCGAAAAUUAAGACCUUUUAAAGCCGGGCAACAAGUUAGGGUUCUUCUCCCUUCAAAAACAAAUAAAUUGCAACUAGCAUGGCAAGGGCCUUUUGCAGUCACGAAAAGGAUAUCCAAUGUGGAUUAUGAAGUUGAAAUUAGAGGGAAAAGAAAAAUUUUUCACUCAAAUAUUCUUAGUGAUUUUCACCUACGACCUUGCGAAUUAGAACUGGCCAACGACAAUGGUACAACUGAAUCGGCAUUGACAAGUGGCAUAGCUCAAAUAGCGUGUGCAUUUCUUUGUGAAGAAAAUGAUGGAGAUGACGUAGGUCCAGAAUUACCGCUACUCCCAAGAGAAAAAGAAGACUGGCAUGAUGUCAAAAUAGGAGCUGCACCACAUGGAGUUAGAAUGAAAAUACUGGAGGUGUUAGAGUCUUUUAAAGACAUAUUAACUCCUACACCAGGAAGAACAACGACAAUUAGACAUGACAUAAAGUUAACGUCGACAAAACCGAUUAAGUUGCGGCCAUAUGACAUCCCAUUACAUCACAGAGAUGCAGUGCUAAAGGAAAUACAUGAGCUACUGGAAGAAGGAAUCAUCGAGAGAUCGGACUCACCCUACUCAGCACCAAUUAUUAUUGUAAGAAAAAAAAAUAAGGACGAGAUAAGAUUAUGCGUAGAUUACCGUCACCUCAACAAAGUAACAGUGCCAGAUUGUGAACCCAUGCCAAAUCCAGAAGAUUUGUUUGUUAAGUUAGCACAAGCAAGAAUUUUCAGCAAGUUAGAUUUGUCUCGGGGAUAUUAUCAGAUACCCUUUACAGAAAGAGCGAAGCCACUCACCGCCUUCAUCACGCCGUUUGGACUCUACCAUUGGAACUACAUGAGCUUUGGCCUCUCCAAUGCACCGUCCACCUUCAACAAACUAGUUCGAAGAGUGCUUGAGGGUCGUACAGAUGUUGUAGCUUAUUUGGAUGACAUCUGCUUAUUCCACAACAGUUGGGAGGAGCAUGUAGAGGGCAUACAAUCCCUGCUAUUGUUAUUGAGACAGCAUGGUUUGACGGCCAGACCCAGUAAGACAGAGGUUGGAAUGGGCGAAAUCCAAUUUUUAGGGCACGUCGUUGGUAAAGGUCAAUUAAAACCUGUCCAUGGAACGGUGCAGAAAAUUUUAGAGCUGAAGACGCCUACAUCACUUAAAGAAGUGCGAGCUUUGAUAGGUCUUUGCAACUAUUAUAGGAAGUUUAUCCCAAAUUUCGCGUCUUUGUUGGAACCUAUCACUUCUUUAACGAGAACAAAGACUUACGGGAGAAACACAGACACAGAGCUCAGGACAUCCAAGAAGCUCACAUGGAAUGAUGAAUGUGAGCAGGCCUUGCAGAACUUGAGACAGGCCUUUCAGAUGGAACCUAUUCUGAAAUUGCCUGAUGUAUCAAAGCCUUUCACCCUUUUUACUGAUGCCUCAUCCGUUGGCUUAGGAGCCUGCCUUAUGCAGGAAGUACAUGGUGAUUUACAUCCAGUAUUAUAUUCCAGCAGAAAACUGUCGGAAACAGAAAAAAGGGAGAACAAACUAAAGUACACACGAGUGAACUACACACAAGUCAACUACACACAAGUCAACUACACACCAAUCAACUACACACCAAUCAACUACACACAAGUCAACUACACACCAAUCAACUACACACCAAUCAACUACACACAAGUCAACUACACACCAGUCAACUACACACAAGUCAACUACAAACAAGUCAACUACACACCAGUCAACUACACAACAGUAAACUACACACCAGUCAACUACACACCAGUCAACUACACACAAGUCAACUACACACCAGUCAACUACACACCAGUGAACUACAAACAAGUCAACUACACACCAGUCAACUACACAACAGUAAACUACACACAAGUCAACUACACACCAGUCAACUACACACAAGUCAACUACACACCAAUCAACUACACACCAGUGAACUACAAACAAGCCAACUACACACCAGUCAACUACACAACAGUAAACUACAUACAAGUCAAUUACACACCACAGUCAACUACACACUAG
Biomphalaria glabrata is the source of this 4437-nucleotide messenger RNA. RefSeq lists its product as uncharacterized. The coding region runs from base 1 to 4437 and encodes 1478 amino acids. The record is from RefSeq and is a predicted model, not a curated record. Gene Ontology annotation, molecular function: nucleic acid binding; zinc ion binding. Gene Ontology annotation, biological process: DNA integration. NCBI's taxonomy places the organism in Eukaryota, Metazoa, Mollusca, Gastropoda, Planorbidae. The transcript is spliced from 2 exons.